AUGACGGACUUGUAUGUUGAUGGUGGUCUCGAGCGACUCAAGCCUUGCCAUCGAGCUUGUCGAAAGACGUGUAGGUCCGUUAAACUGGCGAUGCAAUUUCAAUUUGCAACAAUCUCUUCAGCAUUAACGUUUGUCGCCUUCUUAAUUUCAGCCUUCAUCUCUAGCAGAUACCGCACCCUGUCCAAUUUCUUCUUGUUCUUUCGGAUGACAAACUUAAUAUCUGUAACAUCCGGUCUUUCUCGGCGAUUUGCAUGCGCUACCUCGGUUGACUUUGCCACGAGUGCGGUCAUGUAG
Molecule: messenger RNA, 294 nt
Organism: Chondrus crispus (carragheen)
Lineage: Eukaryota; Rhodophyta; Florideophyceae; Gigartinales; Gigartinaceae
Exons: 1
Coding region: 1-294 (97 amino acids)
Source: RefSeq, a predicted model, not a curated record